AUGGUCUUCCUUUCCUUCCUCACACUUUACAGAGCAAACCACAGCAGCACGCGCAACAACGUCAACAACGUCAACAGCGUCAACAACGUCAACAGCGUCAACAACGUCAACAGCGUCAACAACGUCAACAGCGUCAACAACGUCAACAACAACCUCUUUUGCAAGAAGCUGGGGAUCGAGGUGCCGGCUGAGAUGGGUUCCCCGCCUAGAUUUCCAUUGCUGAGCUGCGAUGGUCUUGGCGCUUUGGAUAAGCUGGAGAAGAAAGACAAAGCCCGUGAGGACUUGCAGGCUGUGGUCACCCACUGCCACGACUUGGUGAAGGAAGGAGGGACGGAUGGGAAGACCUCCUACCUGACUUGUAUCGCCCUCCAGGUUUGGGCAGUCAAGUACAACAUAUCGCUCAGUGCCAUGGACGAAUAUUGGCCGGAGCAUCGAUGCGGCAACUCCACCUCUUCGCAAGAGCUGGCGGCUCCCCUGGCAGCGAUCGCGUACGUGAGUUUGGGGGGUUCGCUGACGGGCGCCACUGUGCCGACAAAAGACAAGGAAGAAGCACGGCAGAUUUCACGCAACUGGGCGUAUGCUCUGGGCAGGGAGCACUUGGAGACCGGGAGACAAGUGUUCGUGGGGCAAACCUUCCUCAGCGCGGAAGCUCGUUUAUCUCCGCAAGACGAAUCAUGGACGCCGUCCAUCAUUGUGAAAGAUGGAGAGGGUGCCACGUUCUUCGAGACCAAACUGUAUACGAACCUGUAUGAGGCAGAGAAGCCAGUCGUGGAUUCCGUCAGACAGAAGCAGGAGGAAAACCGCACGAAGAAGCAGGAGCAGGAGCAGGAGCAGUUGAGACUGGAGCAGUUGAGACAGGAGGGUUUGAACGAGGUGCGGUCGAAAGAGACGUGGUUUAGACACUAG
Microdochium trichocladiopsis is the source of this 906-nucleotide messenger RNA. RefSeq lists its product as uncharacterized. The transcript has 2 exons. The record is from RefSeq and is a predicted model, not a curated record. The coding region runs from base 1 to 906 and encodes 301 amino acids. NCBI's taxonomy places the organism in Eukaryota, Fungi, Ascomycota, Sordariomycetes, Xylariales, Microdochiaceae.